Messenger RNA from Nothobranchius furzeri (turquoise killifish), 4385 nucleotides. RefSeq names its product short chain dehydrogenase/reductase family 42E, member 1 (gene sdr42e1). Gene Ontology annotation, molecular function: 3-beta-hydroxy-Delta5-steroid dehydrogenase (NAD+) activity. NCBI's taxonomy places the organism in Eukaryota, Metazoa, Chordata, Actinopteri, Cyprinodontiformes, Nothobranchiidae. Gene Ontology annotation, biological process: steroid biosynthetic process. The record is from RefSeq and is a predicted model, not a curated record.
UUUAUUGAGAUUUUAAAACGUGCAAAAGUAAAACAAAAAUAACUCAUUGCGAUAAAUGGUGAGACUUGUUUAAAUAUGAAUGUCAAAACUAGAUAAAUUGCAUUUCUUGCAGAAAUGCUGUUUGAAUGCUGGAUAGCUGAAACUGUAAGCUGAAGCUGCUGAACAGCUGAACUGAAGCAAGUAAGCAAAACUGUCAAAAUGAGCUGAAUGUGUUGAAAGAUGUAGAAGCAAAAAUCACCAACAAGCAAAUAAAGCACAAAAAGUAAGUGAAGAAUAGAGAAAAUAAUCCAAAAUAGCAAAAAAAAAACUGAAAUCUGUGAACAUUGUAUAAAAACCUGGACAGCUAAAAUGUCUAAACACUUUUUAUUUCAGUUGGAAAAGUUUAACAGUUUAGUCUUUAAGUUUAGCCGAACUGUGAAAUUAGCAGCUUGUGCUAAAUUCGGUAACUGAUUGCUGAAGUCGCUGAAUAGCUGAAGUGGAGCUGAAACUAAGCUAAAAUGUCAAAAUGAGCUGAAUGUAUUUAAAGAUUUAGAAGCAAAAAUCACCAACAAGUGUAAUAAAGCUCAGAAUAAAGGUGGAGAGUGGACAAAAAAAUGCUAAACAGCAGAAAACUUUAAUCUUUGAAUAUUGAGUAAAAACUCAAAAGUUGAAAUGUUUAAACAGCUGGCAUUUGAAUGAGAAUAGUUUAAUAGGCACAUUUUUACAAUUGGCUGAACUGUGAAUUUAGAAACAUUUGCUUAUAACAUAUGUUCAGACUUGAUAUGGGAUGGAUGAAUGGUUGGAUGAAUGAAAUGAUAGAUGGAUGUUAAAUGGUUUAUUGGAUGGAUGGAUGGAUGGAUGGAUAGAUGGAUGGAUGGAUUGAUGGAUGGAUAGAAGCAUGUAUGGAUUUAUAAGUGGAUGGAUGGAUUCCUUAGGCAAGCUGGUUGAUUUGAUACAUCACAUGUGUGGGUGUGUAAUUCCAUUUAGCCAUUGACCUCUCUCAACCAAUCAGGGAGCUGGGAGGGAGCGGGGCACUUUCCCACCUUCUGGCGGUCAAUCAAAUUUAACUUGUUUCUAGUUUAAAGUACAGAUAGUUAGUACAGAUAGUUCAAAAAGAUCAAAAACAGGAGUCUGUUAUUGGCUCAAUAUUCAGCUUUUUGUAUUCAUUCCUAUGAGACUUGGUUAAAGCGAUUUGUAGUUCCUUGUGUUGCCAUGGUAACAGAUGUGUGCUUUAAUAAAGCAAUGCACAAUGUCACAUGACUCUUUUAAACUUUGAAUAACAUUUCUAUAUUAAAGUAUGUUGAUACAGUUGUGUGUAAAAUGUUGACUCCGCCUUUGUAGAGAGGGUGCUCGCUGCAGAACUACAAAGGCGGAGCUGCACCAGAGUCAGCCCCGCCCAUUCACGCAAACUCAGCCUAGCCCACUGACUUCUUCUGUUUUUGUUUUUCAACUUUAUAGAAUAGGCUUAAAACAUUUUUAUUUUAUAGGGCCUAUGGUUAAAAUCUGAUGUUAGCCUAAAUCUGGACAAGUAGGGGAGUAGAGGGAGGUGGAGUGCACAGUCGGUAAAGACGGCUCUCCCUUGCCCUGCCUCCAACAUGCCUACAUCUAAAUAGGAUAGAUUAUCCAGAGUUAUCUCUGUAGUUAUGCUGCUAUAGGCUUAGACUGCUGGAGGAUACACUGACCACUUUUCACACUCUACUGCUUUAUUCUACAAUCUGCUCUUUAACUGUACUAUUUUCUGCAAUUUCAGCUGUUAACUUUAUUUUCUCUCUAAGUGUUUUUCUCCCCAGAAGAAGCUACAAUGACGUUCUGCUGAGCUGUGGUGGUCUCAUGGAGGGGGCCAUCGUCUAACACACUGCUGCUAACCACUAAUACAUUCACUCUCUCCUGAUAAUGGCUUUUUGCUUUCCUUGACUUUUGAUGUGCUAAUUCUAGUUUAUACAUUUAAUUAUAGAUCCACUAGGAUAAAUACAAUAAAGUUUAUCUUUCACCAAAUAGAAUAUUUACUAAGACAUCACAAUAUAACUAUAGACACAUUACUAGUCUUUGUGAGUGUGCGUGCGUGCAUGCGUGCGUGCGUGCGCGUGCGUAUGUGUGUUCUGUCUUCUCCAUCCCCAGUGAGUCGUGGAGGAUGGCUGCUUAUACUGAGCCAGGAUCCUCUGGAGGUUUCUUCCUGUUAAAAGGGAGUUUUCCUCUCCACUGUCGCUGCAUGCUUGCUUAGUAUGAGGAUUGCUGUAAAGUCACUGACACCACGUGCACAGAUUUGGGGGUUUAUUCAGACAUUUGGCUUUGCAUCAUGAAUCAAAUGCUGUGAAGCUUUGAGGGCUCAUGUUGCUGUGAUGUAAGGUUGAUGUUCUGCUGACUAAAGCAUUAAGGUGAGUGUUGGGUGUUGAUGGACAUUUACUUCACUACAGUUCUUCCAUUAAAGUUGUUUAACAUGUUUAAAACAUUACAAAUUACAAAAUGUUUAAUAUUUGUCAUUAAAAAAAUAAAUGCAAUAUGGUAAUUUAAGAUCAUCUCACUGCAUUUGAGAUCAGAGAAACAGCCGCUAAAUCCUCACAUAAGUUUUGUGCUUAAUUUACUAUUCUUGUUUUGAACUUCAAAGGAUUAUUUUUGUUUUGUAAUCCAAACUGUAUUAUACUGAGGUUCAAUUUCAGAAAAUCAACAAAUUUAUCCUGUCCUUUAUCGCACCGGAAGUUGAAGCGUUUUGAAGUAAAACUAAAACUUCAUCAAAACUUUCAAAACAAGGCAUUUAUAAAUCUAGUUUAUUAAAUCUAAGGCUCAAAUCAACAAGGCAUAAUUUAUAAUAGAAUAUUCAGAUAUUUGUAUUUUUUUCCAAUUCAGAUUUUGUUAAGCCGUUGUGUAUAUCAAGUAAAAUGUUUUAAUUUUUUCUUUUAUUUUGGAAGAAACGUGACCAUGCUUCCGGUAUUAGGACCGAGCUAACAGGAAGUUAGCGAGUUCACCUCUCAAGUGUUCUGAGUCAUUACAAGCCAACAUUUCACUGUUUUUGUGUCGAGUUUACCGCCAGGGUUUAUGUUACCAGUUUUUGACAGAUUGUCUGUCGCCAUGGAAGACACACCUAAAAGCACAUAUUUAAUAACUGGAGGAUGUGGCUAUUUUGGCUGUCGCCUUGCAUGUGCUCUGCAUGAAAAUGGAGCCAGAAUUAUCCUGUUUGACACCAGCCCUCCACAUCAAGAAGUCCCUGAAGACGUGGUGUUUGUCUCAGGUGAUGUUCGGGACUAUGCACUGGUUGAGAAGGCUGUCGUCGGUGUGGACUGCGUCUUCCACAUUGCCUCCUAUGGCAUGUCCGGUAGGGAGCAACUAAACAAGCAUCUGAUUGAGGAAGUCAAUGUUCAGGGCACGCAAAACGUAUUGAAAGCUUGUGUCGAGCAUGGAGUACUGAGGCUGGUGUACACCAGUACCUUCAACGUGGUGUUUGGAGGCCAGGUGAUAGAGAAUGGGGAUGAAAGCCUCCCUUAUUUACCUCUCCAUCUUCACCCGGAUCACUACUCAAGAACCAAGUCCCUGGCUGAGAUGGCGGUGCUAAAGGCCAAUGGUACAGCUCUGAGUGGCAGCUCGGAUGUGCUGCGAACCUGCGCCCUGCGCCCAGCAGGGAUCUACGGGCCUGGAGAGCAGAGACACCUGCCCAGGGUUGUUAGCUACAUCGAGAAGGGGGUCUUCAGGUUUGUUUAUGGUAGUCCCAGCAGCCUGGUGGAGUUUGUCCAUGUGGAUAACCUGGUGUCAGCCCACGUGUUGGCUGCAGAGGCUCUGACUGCAGAGAAGGGGCACCGCUCUGCUGGCCAGGCUUACUUCAUAUCCGACGGGAGGCCCAUCAAUAAUUUUGAAUUCUUCAGACCUCUAGUAGAAGGCUUGGGAUAUCCAUUCCCCAAACUUCGCCUUCCCAUCUCCCUCAUCUACUUGUUUGCGUUUCUCACAGAAGUGAUUCACCACGUCGUCGGGCCCUUCUACAACUUCCAGCCGCUGCUGACGCGCACAGAGGUGUACAAAACCGGAGUCACGCAUUACUUUAGCAUGGCCAAAGCAAGAGCAGAGCUGGGUUACGAGCCCCAGGAACGCUCCCUGGAUGAGGUGGUGCGGUGGUUCCGAAGCCGAGGCCACGGGAGGAAGCGUCAGGACUCCUCUGUCAGACUACUACUCAACCUCCUGCUGGUUUCUGCCUUCGUGGCCGUGGCGCUGUCCUUCCUCCCCGUCGUUGGUAGUUGAUGCUGAAACAAAAGAUGGCAAACGCUCAUCGUGAAUCAGGACUGAGUCGAACGAAGAUUGUUUGACUUUUCAAUGGAAAAUGUUCCAGAAACGGGGACCAAUGAUCCACAAAUGCUGUAUUGGAGCUGUUUGGUGUUCCGAGUUCAACAGAAACGAAUAAACUCUUAACAAACUGAAAAGUG